Molecule: messenger RNA, 1757 nt
Organism: Phoenix dactylifera (date palm)
Lineage: Eukaryota; Viridiplantae; Streptophyta; Magnoliopsida; Arecales; Arecaceae
Gene: HCF109
Product: high chlorophyll fluorescent 109
Biological process (GO): translational termination
Cellular component (GO): cytoplasm
Molecular function (GO): translation release factor activity, codon specific
Source: RefSeq, a predicted model, not a curated record
AAGACCUUUUUUUUAUAGGAAUGCGUCAACUUGUUUACACACUCGACUUGCCCCGUGUGAAUGUCCAAAUUAAACACGUGGGAAACCCACGCUCGCAAGCUGUUUGGUGAUUGGUCCAGGAGACAAGUCAUUGCGAUGAGGCCAGGAGGAGGGUUUAAAUAAGCGAAGAUGUCGAGCUUUAUCCCUUCUGGCUCGCUUUGGCUCAUGGAGCGCCUCCAGCUGAUUCUCCCACAGGCUCUUAACCUGCCCCGCGCCCCCUUAUCCUACUCCGGCAGGACCCCUCGGUUCUCCCACGCGGGCCACGCCCCGCCAAGAACCAAAUGGACUCUUCCCUCCUUCCUUGCCUCGGGAAAUCCGCUGCCCUUAUCUCCGCUUUCUCCUCCUGUCCAAUUUGCGAAGCCUGGGAGCCAGUCAAGUGUAAGAACUGAUCCUGAAACAGCUGAAUGGGCGAUGCAAGAUUUUUAUGCCUUGAGGAAGGAUGUUGAAGCUACUGCAGAACGUGUCGACGAGAUUAGAGCUUCUGCUGGUUUGGAACGGUUAGAAGAAGAGCUUGCUGUGCUGGAGAAGAAGGCCGCAGAUAGCUCUUUAUGGGACAAUCCAUCUAAAGCACAGGAAAUACUUCUUUCCUUGACUGAUGUCAAAGAGAAAAUCAAGCUGCUUACUGAUUUCAAAACACAGGUUGAAGAAGCUGAAACAAUAGUGAAUUUGACUGAGGAGUUGGAAUCCAUAGAUACCAGUCUACUUGAAGAGGCCUCUAAUAUCAUUCGAGACUUAAGCAAUGCACUGGAUCGGUUUGAGCUUACACAGCUUCUUUCCGGGCCUUAUGACAAGGAAGGGGCUGUAGUUACUAUAACGGCUGGUGCUGGGGGUACUGAUGCACAGGAUUGGGCUGAGAUGCUACUUCGGAUGUAUGUGAGAUGGGGAGAGAAGCAGCGUUAUAAGAUAAAAGUGCUUGAGAAAUCUAUGGGCGAGGAAGCUGGAAUUAAGGCGGCUACAGUUGAACUGGAAGGGCGUUUUGUGUAUGGGUAUCUAUCAGGGGAAAAAGGAACUCACCGUAUUGUUCGUCAGUCUCCAUUCAAUGCCAAAGGUCUUCGCCAGACGAGCUUCGCUGGUGUUGAAGUCAUGCCUCUUCUUCCUGAAGAAUCAUUGGAUGUUGAGAUACCUGAAGAAGACUUGGAAAUAACCUAUUCAAGGGCUGGGGGAAAGGGAGGCCAGAACGUGAACAAGGUGGAAUCGGCUGUUCGGAUCGUUCACAUCCCCACUGGUGUCACAGUUCGCUGCACAGAGGAAAGAACUCAGCUGGCUAACAAGAUCAAGGCCCUUAGCCGUUUGAAAGCUAAACUUCUUGUCAUAGCAGAGGAGCAACGAGCCUCUGAAAUUAAACAAAUACGGGGGGAUGCGGUGAAGGCUGAGUGGGGUCAGCAGAUACGCAACUAUGUCUUCCACCCAUACAAGCUUGUGAAGGAUGUUCGAACAGGAUGUGAAACAUCAGAUAUCACUUCUGUGAUGGAUGGAGGCUUGGAGGCAUUUAUCAAAGCUUAUCUCAGAUACAAAUAUACUACUAGCAUGAGUGAAAGAAACACCAAAUGAUAAGAUUGCUCCCUGACUCAUGUCUUUUCUCAACCUCUUUAAGUUUUAUCCUUCAGUAUCUGUAUGCCGAGUCUCCAAUUUUACUACCAAAUCCUUACUACAUGUCUCACCCAAUUUAUGUCAUCAUAGUGAUACUUGUGGAAUUUUAUUUAAGGUUUUUAUCAUCA